This is a messenger RNA of Protopolystoma xenopodis, 1197 nucleotides long. NCBI's taxonomy places the organism in Eukaryota, Metazoa, Platyhelminthes, Monogenea, Polystomatidea, Polystomatidae. The record is from the annotation of a GenBank genome assembly.
AUGGAGGGAGCAGCAGCAGCCGCAGUUGCUGCCGCUGCUGUUGCUACAGGCUCUUCAUCGCCCAAUUCCACUUCUGCCACAGUUUCAUCCCCCAAGUUUGCCACCUUUUCCACUUCUUGCCAUUCGUCGGGCAAUCCUAACGCAUCGUCAAUCGUUGCCCAAUCCUCUUCGCAAUCGUUCUAUGAGCAGCUCUCUUCUAACGAACGAUCCGAGAAGACUACUGCAAGUCCAUCACCUCCUCCGGAGCAAAUGUCACUUUCCUCGCAGACCAGCGUCUCUUCCGCGUCUUUGCAUCGUGAGUCGGUGUUUGGCUCGGAGAACAGCACUGCCUCUCAUUCUCUCUCUUCUCCGCCCCAUGCAUCUGCUGACUCCGGCACCGUCAGUGGACUUGACUCACCGGCUUGCUCUCGGCCGCCAAUCAAAAGACGAAGGCUGGUUGUCGAUGAAACUGCCUUCAUGACUAAAGAGUUCGAGAUCAAGUCCAGUCGUGAAAGUGAUCCAGGUCCAGGAAACAGCAUAGGAAAAGUUUCUGGUGCUCACGCGGAGGGGGAACUACGAGGGCCUCAAGGGUCCUCAUCCAGUCCAGAAUUGGAACGCAAGCAAACGACAACUCUCCUUCCUGUCGCUCAUAUCACCACCAUUGCCUCUACCCUUGCCAAAUCCAGUGUCAGCAACGUGAUAACUCCAAGCGGAGGCAGAGUUAAUCACAGAAAUAGCGGUUCGAAAAAUACAGACGUCAGUUCGCCAAACAUGGCCAACUCCAAACAGUCCGGUAUUGCAUGUUCAGUUCUCGCCUCGCCCUCGUCUUUAUCUUCAUCAGGAAUAUCUUUUCUAGCCACCAUCUCCACGCCUACCGCCACCACCACCGCUGCAACCAACAACAUGACCACUUCUACCAACCCGUACUCCAGUGGCCUCUCCGUUGGCAGAGGCGCCGAUGAGGACUGGGAGCCAUGCGGAGUGGCGGAGCUGCGCUGUCGCAUCUGCGGCUAUGUCGGUCAGACGGCGAGAGGCAUGCGAUUGCACAGCCGCCUUCAUGACUGCAUCUCGCUGGCAGGAUCAGGCUUGCCGGCCAGUCGAACUGGUGGAGCGUUUCGCGUUGCCAGGUUGGCUUAUUUGAGUUUUGCACACAACCUGAGGCUUUUGCACGCUUUGUCUAUGUCAGGAAGAGCUGAGUCCUUAAGAUCAUCCGGAUAG